AUGGACGACGAGGAGGCUCUUGUGGAGGCGGGCGUUUUGUCUGCCUCUGCUCCCGUUUUAACCAUUAUUUAUCACCGAACGCAUCAUCCUGUUUCUUCGCGUCGCCGGUUGUCUCCCUCGUUUCCGUCUUCCUCCGUUUCUCAGCUGUUCGCGCGCCCGGCGCCUGUCCCCUCUGCACACCAAAAUGGCCCUUCUCUCAUCGAAGACCGGCCCUCUGGAGUCUCUUCGCUGCUUUCGUCCCUUUCUUCGUCCGCAUUUUCGCUCUUCUUCUCGCUGUUUCCUGCCGAGGAAGAAGUCUUCUUGAGUCCCGAGGUUGUCUUUCUGCGCAUCUACUGUCUCCUGACGAAUCUCCGCGUCGCGUUUCUCCCUUCGCGCUACCCUUCGACGCAAGCCCUCGGGAACCUCCCCGCCGCCUUCUACAACGACGGCGUCUUGAACGGCCGUUCUCUUCAGCUUCUCUUGCAGGAAGAACGGGAUCUCGACGCGCUCGUCGCUCCGGCCUCGCCCAGUCGUCUGCGCGCCGACUCCGAGGCGCUCUCUGCAUACAUCGACGCCAAACUCGCCCAAGUCCUCGACUUCACGCUCUGGUGCUACGAGCCUUGCUACUCGCGGUUCACCUCUCGGGUGUACAGACGCUCGCUGUCGAGUGUCUACGCACCGUUCUUCUUGUUCCGCAGGCGGCGAAGCGUCGCGGCGCGCUUCCGCGCGGUCGACGCCGUCCACAUUUUGCGAACGUUCCUCGAGGUCCUCGAGCGCCUCGCCGUCGACGAACGCACGAGCAAAAAAGACGUUUCGCCGUCGCGGGGAGCUGGGCGGUUUCUCCUCGCUGACGCACCCACGAAGGCAGACGUCAAUCUGUAUGCGUACCUCUCAGUUCUCUUCCAGAUCCCCUCCGAAUAUACGCCGUGGUUCGGCGCGCGGGCGUUAACCGCCAGUCCGCGCGGGGAAGAUGCUGCGGAAGCCGGGAACCCUCCGGGCCCCCGAGCUCGAGGCGGCGCGAUCCUCCCCUCAGAGACGGAAGAUGAAGGCGGGAACGCGUCGACUUCUUCUUCCUCUCCAGUGGAUGCGACGAGCUGGGUGUCGGCACCUGGUUCUCUCGGCGGCGCGGGAAUCGAAGAAAAGGAGAGACCGACGCCCCUAGGUUCUCACGCGUCACUCACCGCGCCUGUCGCCUCCCGGCUUCUCCGCACGCUGCAGCAGGAACAAGACAUCCUCUCGCGCCUCGCCGCUCUUCUUCCGGUCGCGCGAAGCUACCUGCGCAUGUUUGAUGAGUUCCUGGCUGAGACAGCAGUCGCCGCCCUCGACCUCUCCUCUAUCUCUGCCGUGGAAAGGCGGAAGGAAGGUUUGGAUUCGGUGACAGGUGACGAGGCGCGAAGCUCUGUGUCACUCUUUUCCCUGCCUCCGAAAAAGAUUUGUGUUUCUCUGGACGAAAGCGUGAAGGAAGGCGACGGCGCGAAACGCUCCGCGUCCGAGAGCGAGGAGAAAGAAGCUCGUAGCUGGACGAAAACCUCGGCCCUCGUUGCCGCUGUAGCGACACUCGGGCUCUUGGCGGUGUGCCUGAAAAGAUGA
This is a messenger RNA of Neospora caninum, 1569 nucleotides long. RefSeq lists its product as hypothetical. The transcript has a single exon. The record is from RefSeq and is a predicted model, not a curated record. Lineage: Eukaryota; Apicomplexa; Conoidasida; Eucoccidiorida; Sarcocystidae. The coding region runs from base 1 to 1569 and encodes 522 amino acids. Gene Ontology annotation, cellular component: SAM complex.